AUGGACCUCGGGGCGAGCGUACGAAAACGACUGGAAUCCAUCGACCGGUGCGAUGCGAACGCGUUAAACGCCGUCCUCUCGCACGUCUCGAGCGCGCUCACGUCAAAGACGACGGUGGAAGACGCUGGAGAGGUAUUGUCGACGCUCGAGGCGCGCGACGCCGUGGCGGGGGUGUCCGUGACGUUCGUGGAGGCGGCGAGACGAGGCUUUGACGGCGGCGACGUCGCGUCGACGCUCGAGCGGGACGCUGGAACGUCGAAAACCAACGCGCAGCGCGUCGCAGCUGCAUAUGAGAAAAUUAGAGGAGAGUUAGAGCGGGAAUUGCGAAGACACGCGCGGUCGAGCGCGGUGAAACGGUUGAAAUCGCACGCGUGUCGGGCGGAUUACGUCGUGAGCGCGUCGGCCAACGGAGAUAGACGCGAGCCGGCGUUUCACAUAUCGUGGGUCUUAGGCGAUGGUUCGGGCAAUGACGAGCGCGUGAAUUUUAUGUGCGACGCUGAGGAGAUGAUGCACUUAGUGGAGACGCUUCGAGAGGCGUGCGGGGCGUCGGAAGCGCUCGCAACGCGGUGA
This is a messenger RNA of Ostreococcus lucimarinus CCE9901, 570 nucleotides long. RefSeq lists its product with no specific name. Lineage: Eukaryota; Viridiplantae; Chlorophyta; Mamiellophyceae; Mamiellales; Bathycoccaceae. The transcript has 2 exons. The record is from RefSeq and is a predicted model, not a curated record. Gene Ontology annotation, biological process: sodium ion transport. The coding region runs from base 1 to 570 and encodes 189 amino acids.